CCUCAGCCAACUCUUCUAAUUUGAUUUAUUGAUGUGCAAAUACUAUUUUAAGUGACUGAAGUUUGAAGUUUGUGUUUGAGACAUGAAUGGUGACAGAAAUUUAGGAAUUAUCAUACGUUUCUUGUCUACACGUGCCCAGAUACCGACUUUCGUGUGACUGUGAGCUCUCGAUCGACUCUUGUGUAAAGAACACCACAACAGACAAUGACAGAACAGUCAAUUUAACUCAGUGACACUUAGAUCUGUGACUGUGUACUUGAUCAAACAUCUAUCUUUUUGUAGUAUUGGAAUUCAACAUGGCAGCCUUCACACAGCGUCAAACAACACCUAAAAAGAAAGAUUUACCGAGAGGGAGCAUUAGAAAGUUUGAACUGAGUGAUGAAGAUGAUUCAAGUGAUCAGAGUGACAGUGAGGAUGAACAGUCCUGGAAGCGUCGAAAGACAGCACCUGCCUUGUCCUUGUCUGAGUCUUCAUUCUACAGGGAUCAGCAGAAGCAGGGAAAGAGUUCUGAGAGACCAGACUACAGGUCUUCAAGGAUGAAAGAUGGAGACAGAGGAGUGGUUACAGUAGGGAAGAGGCGGAAGAACAACAUCUGGGGUUCUGUAGCUGUAGAGCAGAACCAGGAGGCCGUCGAGAGGGAAAUCACACAUUUUGGAGUUGAUCAGGUCAUGGAACGGGAUGUGGAGAGCUACAGCUACAAAGAUACAGAACAGCUCCCUCUUGGUGUAGCCACAAACAUUCCUCCUGGAGAUGAUGUCAUCAAGGGUAGAAAGCUGGUGAAGGCAGUAGGAGAGGAUGAGGAUGACGCUUGGCUUGCAGAUGAUCCACCAAGACAUAGUGAGCAGGAGGAAGAAGACCUAGAAAGACCACAUGAUGAUCUUCGGGAAAAAUUAAAGAAGCGUGGCUCCAUGGUUGCUGACAGGUUCCGGCGCUCCAAUGUAAAGAGCAGGCUUGGAACUCAUUCAGACAAUACUGAACAGGUCAUCCUGAUGAAGAAGGUGGAGAUUGACCCCAGUGCUGAGAAAAAGGUAAUCGCAGGUCAGCUUGCUUUCAGCCUCCAAGAGCCAAAGAGAGAACUUAUUCUGAGAAUAGUCAAGAUUCUUGGAGUCGAGAAGGCACUUCAGAUAUGGAAGCAAACAGAGGAGAUUGAAAAUGAUGGAGGAAUGAUGAUAGCGAACCGAACAAGGCGGCGAUCACCGGGUGGGGUAUUUAUCCAGCUGAUGAAGACAGAUCCAGACAUCUCCAAAGAAACCAUCAAGGACAUCUUCGCAGAAGAGAAAAAGAUCUUUGAAGCAGAGCGGAAGAAGAGGAGAAGGCACACCAGAAAGUCGGCAGCCUUCCACAAGGAUGGGGAUGAUCACCCUGGAAACAGGGAGGAAGAGAUGGAGGAAGCAGGAUUCGAGGGAGAUGGAGAGGCUGUUGGUGAAAUGGACAUGAGGGAUGAUAGAGUUCCGAAGUUAGAUGAUGAACCAUGUGUGAAUGAAAUGGAGCCAAUGCCGGAUGAACCAUCAAACCUUGAUCCUCUGGAUUGUGGAGUACCCCUGCGUCAGAAGGAGUGCAGUGAUAUCAAAGAGGACAAUGAUAACAUGAUGUUCCCAAAGCUAGAAGACAUCCCACAGAGGAAUGAAGACUCUGAUCCAGAAGAUGGAGAAGUUUUAGAUGAUGAUUGAUUCAAGUAAGCUGAUGUGCGUGCUUUCUGGUAUGCCUAUUUCCAACAGGUUUACAUUUGUUAUAUCAAUUUGUGACAUGGGUCCUGAAAUUGAUUAUUUUGAUUCAAAAAGAGAAGUACUUGUUAUUACAUUAUGAUUGAUUCGUGGAGAGCAAUUCAUUAAAUCAAUAUUGUUAUAAGCUACUGAAAUCUUUCCACCUGAUUGGAUGAAAUGAAAUGGAACAGUGAAAAUCAUGGACAAGAUACUUCAUGAUACUCUCCCCAGCGUGUCUAUGCAUUGCAUAUUUUCCUCUAUGCCAUUUUCUAACAGGUUUACAUUUGUUGUAUCACGUUUGUGACAUCGGUCCGUAAGUUGGUUAUUUUGAUGCAAAAAGAAUUAUGAUUUUCAAGGUUUUAACAGAGCAAAUGAUGAAUUGUAAGAAACACAUGUAAAAUGGAAUCAAAUGAUGAUCUUGUUUUGCCUUGCCUGGAUAGCAUAAGUGAGGUGGCCGCGACAUCAUCAACAU
Lytechinus variegatus (green sea urchin) is the source of this 2175-nucleotide messenger RNA. Its product is annotated as phosphorylated adapter RNA export protein-like. The coding region runs from base 297 to 1670 and encodes 457 amino acids. The transcript has 3 exons. Lineage: Eukaryota; Metazoa; Echinodermata; Echinoidea; Temnopleuroida; Toxopneustidae. The record is from RefSeq and is a predicted model, not a curated record. Gene Ontology annotation, cellular component: nucleus. Gene Ontology annotation, biological process: snRNA export from nucleus.